CAUCAGCUGCGCGCAGGACUCGCCAAAGACGCACCAAACUUCUGCUGGAAGACGCACCAAACUUCCCGACAUGGAUGCCUUCAAGUCGGCCGGCAGGGCGAUCAUCCGCAGCCCCAGUGCAGCCAAACAGUCGUGGACCACAGGCAGACACAGAAAGCUUCCAGAGAACUGGACCGAUACACGAGAGACCAUCUUGGAGGGGAUGACCUUCAAUCUCCGUCACCUCGGCAUGACCCUGGUGGACCAGCCCAAAGGGGAGGAGCUCUCUGCAGCCGCUGUGAAGAGGAUCGUUGCCACGGCUAAAGCCAGUGGGAAGAAACCCCAGAAGGUUGCCUUCAAGGUGUCUCCUCAGGGAAUCAUCCUGCAUGACAGGCCGACCAAUAGACUGCUGGAAAACAUCUCCAUUUACAGAAUAUCCUACUGCACAGUGGACAAACUGCAUGACAAAGUGUUUGCUUAUAUCACUCAAAACACCCUCAAUGGGACCCUGGAGUGUCACGCCUUCCUCUGCUCCAAGAGAAAAGUGGCUCAAGCAGUGGCUUUGACAGUCGCCCAAGCAUUCACAGUAGCAUUUGAGCUCUGGCAAGUGGCAAAGGAAGAGAAAGGAAAAAGAGUGACGUCUGGUUCUGCUGGAGACACGGGCAGCAGUUCCCACUCAGAAAGAUCCAACAGCUUUGGGAAUCUUAAAGAGACGGAUGCUGCCCCAGAAAACCUACUGCACAUAGAAGACGCCGUGAUUGUGGUCGUGGAGAACAGUGAGAAUCUUCGGGAGGAUCAGAGGAAUCGCCACAAGCCCUCGGAGACCAAUAACAAUCCUGUCCCGGAUAUGGAAGAUGGUUUGGAUGAAGCCUUUUCCAGACUGGCAGUGUCACGUACUAACCCCCAGGUCCUGGACACUGGGGUGAUUCCUCAGGACUGGCUUGCUGAACCUGACUGGGACAGCACCAACGGAAACACCCCCGACUCUCUGUGCUUGUACAGGGAGGAUAUUUUGGGGUUCUGACAGCUGAUGUGCAGCGAGGAAAGAUUUUCCGACAACAAAGAAGAUCACAGGGACUGACAUCCUCAAAAACAAAUCCAGUUUUUUGUGUGUAUCAACACAAAGUAGGUCUGCGGUGGCACAAGCUGCUGCCCCUGCACACCAAGGCAACAAUACCAUCCUGUAAUAUUCCUGCAUCUCAUCUUUAAUUACAUGACAAACUUUGGCAAUGACGCGAGUUGACUGUUCUGUCAUCAUUGGUUCCCUUUUU
Messenger RNA from Cololabis saira (Pacific saury), 1250 nucleotides. RefSeq names its product low density lipoprotein receptor adaptor protein 1a (gene ldlrap1a). NCBI's taxonomy places the organism in Eukaryota, Metazoa, Chordata, Actinopteri, Beloniformes, Belonidae. The transcript has 9 exons. The coding region runs from base 71 to 1003 and encodes 310 amino acids. Gene Ontology annotation, cellular component: early endosome. The record is from RefSeq and is a predicted model, not a curated record.